Morchella sextelata is the source of this 6300-nucleotide messenger RNA. RefSeq lists its product as uncharacterized. NCBI's taxonomy places the organism in Eukaryota, Fungi, Ascomycota, Pezizomycetes, Pezizales, Morchellaceae. The transcript is spliced from 5 exons. Gene Ontology annotation, cellular component: ER to Golgi transport vesicle membrane; endoplasmic reticulum exit site. The record is from RefSeq and is a predicted model, not a curated record. Bases 1 to 6300 code for a protein of 2099 amino acids. Gene Ontology annotation, biological process: COPII vesicle coat assembly; Golgi organization; autophagy.
AUGGCCGACUCACCGGAAUCACCACCUCAAUCACAACUUGUCUCUGCUGAUACUACUGUAUCCGCUAGCUUGCUUCCUCCGCCGUCUCUGGGGGAUUCGCUGGUUUCCGGGUCAGUAGUAGAAGAGGGAAACAUUGCGGCGCUACCGAGAAUCUCUUCUACGGCUUCGUUUGCCCCAGAAGCUUGUCACAUUGAGGAUAUUGACUCUGGUUGUGGCCAUGAACACCAGAAACAUAGUAUAUUACAUUCCGCAAAUCAUACCCCUAAUAUUUCUCGGAAUGCAUCAAAGGUAGAUGUUACCCAUGGCUCUGGACUGGGCGGAAAAUUGUAUGAUAGCAACAGCUUGCCGGAGGGAGAUGAGGAUGAAGGCGACAAUGUCGGAGAAGGAGAUGAGGACGAUGGUAUGCUAGAGAUGAAAUUACCCAAUAGCCGUGGCCGCCUGGAAAAUGCCCAAUUGGACCCAUCUAUAGUCGCCGCCACUCAAAUAGAUACAGCCACUCAGAAGCAGGCGAAUAAUCCUCCAUCUUCGCCUCAAUUGGAAUCCCCAGCUCAGGUAGCAGGAUUUUCAAUGACAGAGAUGUCAGAACACAGCUCCUCUCCUUCGGCAGCCAUAACGCCUGAGGGAGCUUUGACAGUAUCUAAUCCCCCGGCACUAACGAGCACUAUAGAAGAGGGAAAGGCUAUGGAAACCGAUUCGACACCACUUUCGCUAAUCCCCGGAGGUCCGGAUGACACAACGAAUAUAAACUGGGAGUUUGACAACAUGUCGGAGCUACAGGCACAUAUAACUGGCCCCGAUCCCUUCGAACAACUGGUAGCGGAGGCGCCAUCUAGAUCAUCUACUUUUCCACCGGUACCUCCACACGACGAGAAUUCAACGACGGCGCACUAUGAAAACGAGAAGGCACUAUUCAAUAUGAUGGCUUCUGAAGUAGCCACCGGUGAUGGGGAUAGGGGUAUGUUUGAUUCACCUAGUGCUGAACACGGCGGGUUUUUUGGUGCGCCCGAGGAAUCAGCAGAAGACGGUUUUUUUAAUAAUAUUUCUCGGGGUGAAAUGAUGGAUGAUAAUGAUAACGUUGCGGCAAUGAUGGGACAAGUGCUGGAUGCUGCUGGAAUUGGCGGCCCCGCUCUAGAGGCCACUGAAAAUGUGCAGAAUGAAGAAGCUCGGGGAACCCAGUUUUUUGAUGAAGAAGUCAAAGUGGAUGAGAUUUUCGAGGUGACUAAAGAAGAUAGCGAUGUCGAACAAGAUCCUGCUCUGGGAUUGCAGAGGAAAUCAACUGAACAGGUUGUGGGUGCCGUUACUCACCCCUAUCACUCUGCGACGGGCAUAGCAGCAAGCAUGGCUACAGUCAACAGUGAAGUUCUGAGCGCCGAUGAUAUGGAACCUAAGAAUGAUUCGCUAUUCAGUACUCUUGCCACAACUGCAGAAGAAUUCGAAGAUGAUUUCUUUGGCAAAAUUGGGCAAAACCCUCAACCAGUUACUUCCCAACCGCCACCAGCUGGGCAAGAUGAGGAUGAGGAUGAUGACCUUGUAGCUAGGUGGAAAGCAGCAUUGGCGGGGGAUGUCUUAGAUGACGAAGAAGGAUUCCUGCCCAGUGACGACGAGGGCUUCCUCCCCGAUUCUGAUGAUGAAAAGGAAAUGGCGUCAGUGCACCAUGCAGAUGGGUCACUACAAGGCUUCUCCAGUUUAUCAACAGGAAAUCCUGCAUUGGCGCAAACCCCAAGUCCUGUACCUUCAACUACGGCUGGAAGAUAUGCUCCCCAGAUACCUCAACCACCCGCUCAAAAGGUCUAUGGAAUGGCGGGAUGGCAACCACAGGUGCCGCAAUCUCAGCAGGCCCUUCCAAAUCCGUACUCACCACAUCCGCCAGUACCCACCUCUACUACGCAAGGAUAUUCGGCUUCUAGCCCGUAUAACUCUUUUGGACAGCCUCCAAAAGUGCCCGAACCUCCAAAAGCGCAAAGUUUCGUUAAUAAGAAGGAGGGAUAUCAAAGCCCUUAUGAUCUCCCCAUGGAUGUAAUCCCCCAGGUUAUCAGGAAAAGAUCUAAUUUUGGACAAGCUGCUUCAGGCCCUGAGGGGUUUCCACCGCCCUCAAGAAGUACUAGCAUGGGAAGUGCAUUCUCCCCGGCCACUGCUGCCGGACCACCGAAGCCAAAGCCUCAACCGCAACAAUUCUUUGAAGAACUUCCUCUACCUCCAAAGUCUAGAGCGACAUCAGCAAUGGGAUAUUCUUCAACUCAGAUGCUGCCGAGGAGUGCGGAGGGAUUUGUACCACUCACUGGACCCCAGAGGUCAGGUAGUACACAGGGCUUUUAUUCUCAGAGUCCUCAAAAGCAAUUUGCACAUCCAGCUAUGCCAUCACCACAACAAGUACAAGCACAACCGGCCAAUGCUGUCAACAGCAGGUACUCCCCUGCCCCAAGGGCGGCAGGUGGGUAUGUUGCACCUCCAGCAUCUGCCCCCGCAGCACAAGGAUAUCAACCUCCACCAGUGCCAGUUGCUGGCCCGAGUGCGAAUGUUCCAUAUGCUUCCCCGAGUGCGCCGCCAGCUGCCCUUUCCAAAUACCCCCCCAGACCUGCAGGACCUCCACAGGCCACAUCCGCCGCACAUUCUCUUCAGCCCUCAGUUCGUCAGCAGGUUACAGUUCCUCUACAGACCUCCAUCCCUCAACCGCCUGGACACGAUGAUGCGCAACUCCCCGCGCUACGACGCUUCCCGAGCGACCAUCACGUGAUGCAUUCAUCAAGACCAGGGACAGCAAGGUCUAUCUCGUUAUCGACUACAAUGGAUAUACCACGAGAAGAAGAGGAAAUAGUAGAAGACGCGCCAAACGCUGCGGAAAAUAGUACAGGUCCUGUCUCUGUGCCCACGGCACCUAACAGUCGUUAUGCCCCACCGAGGGGCCCUGGGACGCCUACUCCCGGGCAGGCUUCGCGCUCAAGUACUUUCUCGCCUCCAUCGGGAUCGCCAAGAUAUAUCGCCGGCUCUCCCGUAGAUGCAUUUUCUCCUCCACCAAGAGCUCAAACACAAUCCCCAGGAAUGGCUUUUGGGAGGAGUCAUAAAACUGCACAACGAUCCAGAGAGCCAUAUGAACGACCAAGCUCAGCGUUCGCACACACCAGUACACACUCUCACUCUUCACUUAAUUUGCACCAGCGAGCGCAAUCCUUGGAAGUCAACUUCAUGGCUCCAACAGAUGAGACUGGACGCGACAUGCUAAAGCGAUGGCAAGGUGCUCCGUUAUUUUGCUGGGGAUUCGGCGGAAAUGUAGCCGUGAUGUUUCCUCGACGUGCCCAACGAUACUCAUCUGAUGGACUGCAACCGAUGAUUAAGUGUUCACCUGGAGAAGUCAAAGUCAAAAAUAUCAAGGAUAUUCUUCCACUCAAAGAAAUAGAAGGCAAAUUUCCGGGGCCUGCCUGGAGUGGAAGCAAAAAUAAAGGAAAGAAAAAGGAAAUGCUGCCAUGGAUGACAAGUAAAAUCGAAGCCUUGGAAUCGGAAUUGGGGGGGCAAGGGAAACGCGCGGAAGAAAAAAUCUUGUUGUGGAAAGUUGUAAGAUUGCUACUCGAGUAUGACGGUGUCCUGGAAGGGAAUUCCGAGGUAGAGAAAGCUGUCAGAGUAGUUCUCACGCCCGAAGUCCUCGCCGAGGGAGAAAGCGAUGCCAACGUUGGAUACGGAUCUUUUACAAUGGUCGGUGAUAUUUCAGCAAAUACGCAAGGUCCAAGUGCAGAUCGAGUCGAUCCUGAGGCAGUCCGGAGUAUUAAAACCAAUCUUCUCAAAGGCGAUCGAACAGCCGCUGUCUGGCACGCAGCAGAUAAGCGGCUUUGGUCACAUGCUCUUCUGAUCGCCGGUACAGUUGGAAAAGAUCUAUGGAAACAAGUGGUACAGGAAUUUGUUAAGCAUGAGGUCAAGACUCUCGGCGAAGGGGUGGAGAGUUUAGCGGUGCUAUAUGAGAUUUUUGCUGGAAAUUGGGCUGAGAGCGUAGAUGAACUUGUCAGUGCUAGCACUAGAAUAGGUGUACCUAUGUAUGGCGGUGUGCCCAAUGGAGCGGAUGAUGUUGAGGAUAAGUUGGACCGAUGGAGGGAGACUCUGGGGUUGGUAUUGAACAACCGGAGCCCCGGAGAUUCAGAGGCGAUAUUGGCACUUGGGAGAUUACUCGUUUCCUAUGGUAGAAUUGAAGCUGGUCAUAUUUGCUACAUAUUUGCUCGCCAAGGAGCUAUGGGAGGCGUUGGGGCGAUUUUUGGAGGACAUGACGAUCCAGUAUCUCAUUUUUCAUUAUUAGGUGUUGAUCCGGCAAAUUUUACACCGAAUGAUGUUGAUGCUGUUAUGCUCAGCGAAGUUUACGAGCUAGCCCUGGCACUUACGGCUACACCGCACCCUGCAUUCCCCCACCUACUACCAUAUAAACUUCAACGAGCUAUGGUCCGUGCUGAAAAUGGGAACAAGAGCGAGGCGCAGAAAUACGUUGACGCCAUCGAGGCUGCCAUGAGAGGCUGGGGCAAGCCAUCUCCAUAUUUUAACGCAGGUUUUAUAGCCAGGUUUGAAGACAUGAAAACAAGAUUAUCAAUUGCACCUAAGGAUAAUACACCUGGGAGUACUACAACUGGCGCUGGAAAAUGGCUUCCGAAGCUGAACUCUGAGGUUGUCGCCACAUCUAUAUGGGAACACUUCCACACGUUUGUCAACGGCGAGAAGGAUGGAGAUGGUAAUGGGGCGGAACCAUCCGGGACUGAUCCUACUGCAGGUCCCUUUGGGAGGAUCUCAAGUGAGAGUCCAGUAAUUAGUAGGGUUCAAUCUAGUGCAGAUCUUUAUGGAGGGUACAACCCCACACCAAACUACGGCGCGAGCCCACCAGCUCCCACAAAUGGAUUCCAGCAGCAGCAACCGUACCAGCCCACUGCGCCUACAAGUGGCGCCGGAAGUAAAUAUGCUCCCCAAUCUAGGGGUUCCUUUGAUAACCCAAGCAAUUCUUAUACUCCGAUGUCCAAUCAUCAGUAUAAAUCGUCGACUGACUCGCCUGGCACUGGAUAUGGGCCUAGCUCGUCGAAUGGAAAUUCAGGCGGGUAUGGGGGUUAUGGGGAGGGAUAUGGCGGGGCUUAUGAACCAAGUGUGCCUAGUGGAAAUCCCUACGGAUCGGGCGGAUACUCGCAGCCGAACCUACAACAGAAUAAUCCCUACGAUAGUCCACAAGAAACCUCCCAUUCAACAACUGAUUACGGGAACUCUAGUACUUAUAACCGCACGAGCUCGUUCGAUGGACAAACCCCCACAGCCCCCACAGCGAGCUAUGAUUCACCUGCCGCACCAGAAACGCCUUCCUAUGGAGGUUAUGAGCCGCCGUCGAGUGGCGGAUAUAAUCCGCCAUCUGGUGGAGGAUAUGAACCUUUAUCUAGCGGCGGUUACGAGCCUCCGAGUGACGGUUUUGUUCCAUUUGAACCUGUAAAGACUGACGACGAUGAGAGUCAUGAUAAACCGAAGCCAAAGAAGAAAAGUUUUAUGGAUGAUGACGAUGACGACGAGCUGUUGAAACAAGCAGAGAAGAUGAAGCAAGAGGAAGCGAAGAAAAAGGCCGAGGAGGAGAAGAAACAGGCUGCUGACUCUAGCGCAAAGAAAGGUUGGCUCACUGGCUGGUUUGGUGGUAAAAAGGAACAGAAUACGCAGGGCCCAAUUAAAGCUAAGCUUGGCGACGAGUCUUCCUUCGUCUAUGAUCCAGACUUGAAACGCUGGGUCAACAAAAAGGCUGGGGAGCAGACCCCUACUGCUGCGAAACCCGCACCACCUCCAAAAAGAACAUCAACGCCAGGUAGCACUGGUAUGCCAUCUAGGCCUGGCUCCGCUGCACCACCUUUGUCUCCACAAGUACCAACUCCAGCGAUGACGCCAAUUUCACCUACUCCUACUACUGCACCAACUACGCCCACCACCUUGUCUGCACCGCCAGCUCCAUUUGGAAGAACCCAAAGUCCUGCGAUGAGUGCUGGGCAAGCAUCGCCAUCUCUUUCAUCGCCCCCAUUAACAGGAGGACCACCAAUUGGAGGACCGCCAAUGGGGGGAUCGCCAAUGGGGGGAUCGCCAAGGGGAGCAUUAACGGGAGGGCCACCAGGCGGGCCGCCCGGUGGGAAGCCACCUGGUGCGGGGCCGCCUAGUAGGCCGGCGACAUCAAUGAGUGUAAGAGGCGGAGAUGCAAUGGAUGAUUUAUUAGGACCACCAGGAGCAAAUGUUAGUAGAAAGAGUACACCGGGAGUGGGUAGGAAGGCCAGAGGCAAAAACCGGUAUGUUGAAGUUAUUCCAGGACAGCAGUAA